AUGGAACAGCACUUGAGUAUUAGAAUUGUUAAUUAUCAGAAGCAAGCAAGUGGUCGUUUGGGAGCAAGUAACCUUGUUCUCCCUUCGAGAACGUUCCAGCGCAGAAACCGAAUUCGGAGCGCAGAUCGAUUGGAGAAGUUUAGGGACUGUGUUGGUUAUCGACGGAGCUGUGCGGCCGGUAUGGUGGAAACCAACAUCUUCCAAGGAGCAACUUCGGCACUGGCUCGAAAGAACCUGGAGCGCGAAGGCACUGGGGAACCCGGUCAGCAUUAA
Molecule: messenger RNA, 273 nt
Organism: Gongylonema pulchrum
Lineage: Eukaryota; Metazoa; Nematoda; Chromadorea; Rhabditida; Gongylonematidae
Source: the annotation of a GenBank genome assembly